Centropristis striata (black sea bass) is the source of this 3090-nucleotide messenger RNA. RefSeq names its product MICAL-like protein 1. The record is from RefSeq and is a predicted model, not a curated record. Gene Ontology annotation, molecular function: protein binding. The transcript is spliced from 15 exons. Lineage: Eukaryota; Metazoa; Chordata; Actinopteri; Perciformes; Serranidae. Bases 421 to 2847 code for a protein of 808 amino acids.
CUACCGCAAGUAACGGGAUUUGGUUCAAAUGUACACCCAUUUUAUUGAAUCUACCAGGAGUCUUUGGGUUACUGCAGAGGUUUUUGACCACAGUUGGCCUCUUUCAGAAGCUCUUUUGUGGUUUGUUGUGAAAACUUGGCGUGAGUGAGGAAAGCCGUUAGUUGUGGCUGGAAACUGAAGCAAGGUGAAGUCGCUCCGUUUGUAUUUGACAACGUACGAGAGGAGAAAUAUGAUAGAAAUAGGUUCUAACUUCCUUCCUGCUGCUCCACCGACUCGAUGCGCAGGUCUGUCCGCAGGUUUUCUGCAUAAGAAGUAGCUUGCAUGGGUAGUAGGUGCUCGUUUCCUGUUUCCUCUCAAAGCCAAACCUGCCCAGCUUCAUCUGAUCUCUAACUUGUGAAGUGCCAUGAUCAUCCGGCCCACAUGUCAAAUCUCACACAAGAAAUGGCAUCACAGAAGACUGUGCAGGAGUGGUGCUGCAUCACAUGCGCCAAUUAUCCCAAUGUGGAAAUAAAAAACAUGUCAACCUCAUUCAGGGAUGGACUUGCUUUUUGUGCCAUCAUCCACAAACACCGACCUGACUUGAUAGAUUUCAGCUCCCUCUCCAAAGAUAAUGUGUUUCAAAAUAACAAACUGGCUUUUGAGAUUGCAGAGAGGAAGCUGGGCAUCCCUGCAUUACUGGACCCAAAGGACUUGGUUUCUACCAAGGUUCCUGACUGUCUGAGCGUCAUCACCUAUCUGUCCCAGUACUACCACUUCUUCAACAGGAAGUCUUAUGGUCUCCCCAGUUUGAGGUCAUCACAUGUCACUUCCUUAAACAACCUCUCGAAGAGUAAAACUCCUGAUGGUCUGAAGCCCCUGAAGAGCCCGACUGAGCCGGAAACCAGCAGAGAAGAUCGUUCAUCCAGCAGAAGGCCACGGACAGUGUGUGUUUCGUGUUUUAUGCCUGUCCACCUCAUACAGAGACGUUUGAUUGACGGGAAGGUCUACCACCGCAGCUGUUUCAGAUGCACAGUGUGCCGCAGCACUCUUUUACCGGGGUCAUACACACAGGGAGGAGAUGAUGGCUCCUUGAUCUGCAUUCACCACAUUACAGACAGUAAAAGUUCUCAUGUUGACCUCAGUCAGCAGAGUAGAUCCACUGAGAGUCACUUUCAGCCAGGUUACUUUUCUCUGGGCGGGUCGGCUAUCAGCAGCGUCCCUCAUUACACUAAGACAACAGAGUCACAGGACAGACUGGUUUGUACAACACCGCAGUCAGAGGGGAAGGGAAGGCAGGAGAGAAUCAGAGAGCUGAACCACAGAGAAAACAGAGACGCAACUGUUGGCCUAAAGGGCAACGCAACAAAGCCAGCGCCUCCUCAACCUCCUCCAGACACGAGCCUCGAAGGGGCUGGAGAAGCAGAACACGCAUCCAUCUUGGCAGAAAGCAAGAAACAGCAGGAAGUGGCAAAGACUCAAGAAAGCCGUGAGCUUUCUUCACCGUGUGCACAAGUGACAGAAGGAAGUGGUCGUCCCGUUCCAGCACCCAGGCGAAUGUUGGACUCUUCUGGAGCGCCUGUUCCUGCACCCAGGACCAGAACUGCCUCAGGCACCAACAGCUCCCCUGCUGCAGGCCAACAUAAAGGUUCACCCAACUCAUCUCACAUCACCAGCCCGGCCCGGGGUAGUCCUAAAAUACAAACCAACCAUCCAUGGAUGACCAUCGUCCACCCCGGGCCCUGGACCCAGCUGCCCCCAGCUCCAGCACCAGUACCCACGCCUCGAUCCAAGUCUGUUUCAAAACUGCGGAGGCCGUGUAAGAGACCCACAGUGCCUCCUCCUCCCAAUCCAUUUGGAGAGGACGAGGACGAGGACACGAAGGAAAAGGCCGCUACACCUGGCACGGUUUGUUCAAGUGGCGCUGAAAAUACUGAUAGUAAUGUGGGAGCUUCAAGUGAACCAGCUGGAGAUACUAGUCAACUGGGUCUGUCAGAUUUGGAUGAAACUGAACCCACAAAAGGUCCAAAACCACAUGUGGCUGAAGCGUCGCAGAGUCACAUUCUAUCCAGGAGUGUGUCUGUGCCGGCCAUCACAUCUGCACACUGUCAGAGUUCCCUUUUGCGUUUUGACUCAACAGAGGAAAAUAAAUCUGAUCAGUUCUCCAGUCAAAGCAAGCUGGCCUGCAAGGAGAAUCCUUUUGAUCGAAAACCUGCGAUGUCCAAGUCAAAGACCUUUCAGGACCUGCCAUCAACACGGGCCCCUGCCCCCGGACACGGCUUCCCACUCAUCAAGAGGAAGGUGCAGACGGACCAGAAUGUGUCCAAAGAAGACCUGCAGGUGGAGAUCAGGGAACUGGACAAACAACUGGAGGCACUGGAACAAAGAGGAGUGGAACUGGAGGGGAAUCUCAGAGACGAAAAGAAUGAUGUCGAGGAGGAGCAAAUGCUGAUGGAGUGGUUCUCUCUGGUCCAUGAGAGACAUGUUCUGGUGUGCAGAGAAACAGAGCUGGUUUAUCUAACAAAGCAGCACAAAUUAGAGGAACGACAGGCAGAUGUGGAGUACGAGCUCAGAUGUCUCCUUAAUAAACCAGAGAGCGACUGGAGUGAGGAGGAUCGAGGUCUAGAGCAGCAGCUGAUGGAUGAGCUGGUCGCCAUCAUCGAACAGAGGAACCAGAUCGUCAGCAGCUUGGAUCAGGACAGGCAGAGGGAAAGAGAAGAAGAUCUGCUGUUGGAGUCCAUGAUGAAGAACAAAAACCUCCAGAAAGAAGGAUUUAAAGAGGUUAAGAAGUCAAAAGGAAAGUUCAAGUCCAUAAAGAUGUUUAAGAGGCUGAACCAUAAAGCAGAGAGCAGCAAAGACUAUCAUGCAUAGCACUAUCAUGACUGCGGAAAUUCUUACGUCCAGGCAAAUAAAAAUGUGGUGGUAAAGUAGAAUAUGGUCACAAUUAUGAAACAGUUUAUGAAUUUUAUGAGGCUGUGUUAUAAAUGAACAUUUUCUCUUUCAUGUUUCUUUACUUGCCCUAUGUCCUGUAUGCAACCACUAUUUAUGUUAUUAUUUUUUAUGUUAUUAAAUACUUGCAUUAGUUGAAGUAUGCAAUAAAUAUGUAUUUGGAGA